Molecule: messenger RNA, 3216 nt
Organism: Linum trigynum
Lineage: Eukaryota; Viridiplantae; Streptophyta; Magnoliopsida; Malpighiales; Linaceae
Source: the annotation of a GenBank genome assembly
UUUGUUUCGGGCGGGCUGAAGGGCGUCCUGGCGGGAAAAGAGAGAAAACCCUUCGGUUCCAGAAUUCCUCUGUCAUUUCAGUUUCACUCAUUUGGUGUGGAAAGUGGAAACCCUCCGAGGCUCCGACUAGGGUUGAAUGGAUGCGCGAGCAAACUACCCCAGCGAUCAAUCUGCAGUCUGACUUCUUAUUCCGAAGUAAUCCGCAUCUGUAAUUUCCCGGCGAAGUAAGGCAGCGGGAUGUCUAUCGAAAACCCUAACAAGAAAAUUCGCAUCGAAGGAGAAGCGAAAGAACCACAAAUCGACCGAUUGAGCAGUCUUCCCGACCACGUCCUUCACCACGUUCUCUCCUUCUUGGACGACACCCGAUUCUCCGUCCGAACCAGUGUCCUCUCCAGCAGGUGGAGAUCCCUGUGGAAGCACGUUCCCCGGCUCACUCUCGACAUAGAUUUCUUCAGCAGUGCUUCAAGUUUCGCCAGGUACGUCGACGGAGUCUUGUCCUCUCGUCCCAACGGCAGUAACAUCGAUGAGAUGCACUUCUUUCACUGGGGAUUUCCCCUGGACAAAGAGCUGUUCCACAGGGUCGUGAAAUUUGCUGCGUCUAGCAAUUGUCAAGAGUUAAUAGUUAGUGUACACUAUCAUGAAAUUCUUGAGCCACAUUUGUUUGUACCUCUAGCUGAUAGCAAUCUCAGAACACUGCGGUUCAGAUGCGCAACUUUGGGAACUGGAUUCGGAUCUUGUGCUUUCAGCACGCUGAGGGUUUUGGAUUUGGAUGAGUGUUGCCUGCCUUGUGGCAGCGCGGCUGACCUUGAUCCUUUCGCUAACUUUCCCUGCUUGGAAAAUUUGACAUUGUGUGGGUGUGCAAUGGAAGAUCGUCAAUGUUGCUUCAAGAUCUCUGGACCCCGAUUGGUUAAACUCCAGAUAUAUGCGCUUUGUUGUUCUAAGUUGGAAAUAUUUGCGCCAGAGCUUAAGUUCUUCGAUAUCAUGGAUAUCGCGAAAUCCCCAAUAUUGUACAAGUUAGCCCUUCCUUCCCUUGAUCACGGUAUAAUUUACUUGCUUGAUAACGACCGUGUUGAAAAGAACAAGGAAGAAAUGAAGGCUAGUUGCAUCAGCUUGUUACAGGGUCUGCACAAUGCGAGUUCUUUGAAUGUGCAUUCUCAUUUUCUCGAGCUAUUGAGCAGCAAUUACGACUUUUUGGAGGAUCAAUCUUCUCCCUUUACCAGAUUGAAAUCUUUGAAAGUGUCGCCAUAUUUUCCUGAGUUCCACUAUAUGUUAUUAUCCUACCAUGUGAUCAAGUACUUCAUGAAAGGUUCUUCCCGUCAUGGACCAGAAACUAUUGAAUUUGUCUAGGUAAUUCACAAAACCUGCUUCCUUACUCAUAAUUGUAUCAGUUUCCUAGAUACCAUUCUCUUCCUUCAUACUUGACAACAUCCAUAGAUAUCAAUUAUCUUGUUUUCAUCCAUGUUUAGCUUAAGUGGGAGCCUUUCUUAUGUUUAUACUUGAGACUUGAGAUUGCAGUAAUUGAACUUAGGUUGUUCAUUAAUUUUGGGCAUGAGCUCUGAACGUAAAGACCGUACUGAAAGCAUAAGUCUCGCCUGAAUUAUGAUGCUGCUCAAAUGUAUAAUCUUCCCACCUUUUGCUUGUAGAAUGAGUUGAAAUUUUGGCUUCGUUUUUUGCCGCAUGAUAUAUUAGACAGUAGAAAGUUUUUUUUAUGUGGAACUAGAUUAUGUUAUGUUUAGUAUCUAUAGCAGUGGCAGAUUGAAUGUAGGAAACAUGGGUAUAAGAUGUUUAAUAUAGCCUAGAUUGGACAUUGCAACGGUGUGGUGGGUCUAUCUCUCUCUCUCUCUCUCUCUCUCUCUCUCUCUCUCUCUCUCUCUCAUAACCAUUGUUAGAUAAGAGAUCCAGACUCCUAUGGGAAAGGUUUUGUCCUAUGAGAUAUGAAUAUAUAUUAUCAUAUGAGAUUAUUAAAGUAUCCAAGGAGGGAUUGGAACUAAGGAUGGACUUACUAACAAUGAGGAGGUGAGGAUCCUGAUAAUGCUUAGCCUAAAUAUUAUUUGUGUAGUUACACUUCCACGUGAUGCUUAGCAUUCAAAUCUUAUUAAGAUGUUGGCAAGCUUUCACCCGAACUCACAAGAAGAGAUGUAGGAUGAGCAUUAUCCUAAGCAGCAAUUCUGGUUUCUCUCUUAUCUUUCCCCAUGGCGAGGAGCCUACUUCUCUGUUGGUCCUUUUUGCCCUUCAUUAGGCUGGAAAGACUCCAGCCAAGAGUCGCGUGUUGUUUCUGUAUCACCAUGCUAUUUAUUUCCUUUCUACCUGAACCUUUCUGCAAUGUGCAUUCCCGCAUCGUUUUAGCCACGUUGCUACAAUGCAGUUAGGCAUUGUGGAUGCUUUGCAAUGUGCAUGAGUGUUUAUUCUUGUACCUCAUUAGUGUACAGGUGACAGUCAUUUCUUACAUCUACGAUCCCGUCCACAGCACUGAUAACCUGUUUGUGUUCUGCAGGAGUCUGAGUGUGCAAUAUGCAAGUAAAACUCCGGAGAACUGAGCUAACUGGGAUCUGAGGGAUUGUACUGCCCUUGUUGUUACACAAGUCGCCUAGGUGAAGAUCCUUUUUGAACUCGAGUAGUCUCGGGUCUAGCUUUUUUCGGAUGUCUUUCGUGAAAGUAGUCAAAGUACACAACAGUACUCGUCAACAGUCACCCAAUUAGGACGUACUAUCGUGCAUCUGAUCUAAUGAACCAGUAGUAACCUAAUUUUCGUUUAUCAGUCGACAGUUCUCACCUUUGAAAAACAUCACAGUUCUAUCUGUGCAUGUUAUGAUUAUGGCUCUUGCAGCUGAUUCGAGUGGGUUUCUAGUCAUGACCGCCUUGCUCCGCAUCGUUGAUGCUGGCCGUGAUUGAAUCAAUGUGGAGAUCUUAUGCUCUUGUAAUAAGGUUACGUUUCGUUUCUUCUUGAGCGGAUUGAGCUGUGGAUUCUUCACAGAGCGGACACUGUGAACUCAAACAGCUCAGAAUUUACCAUUAUUGGUUGGACUUAGAGUCUUAGACCCAUGGGCCUUGGCUCAGAGACGAAUAAAAAAAUCUAGUUGGAAUUCGGCACCUUCUCCGACGAGCAAGUCGGGUUACAAACGAGAAGGCACCAGAUAAGACUGCGAGAAAAAGGAACGAAAUGUCAUGCUUGCACUUAUCUGAGGUCCCACUAAAGAAUAUAACACUUUUGUUAUU